This is a messenger RNA of Drosophila bipectinata, 1519 nucleotides long. RefSeq names its product dnaJ homolog subfamily A member 4-like. Gene Ontology annotation, biological process: protein refolding. Gene Ontology annotation, molecular function: Hsp70 protein binding. Lineage: Eukaryota; Metazoa; Arthropoda; Insecta; Diptera; Drosophilidae. The record is from RefSeq and is a predicted model, not a curated record. Gene Ontology annotation, cellular component: cytosol; cytoplasm.
AUAUUUUUUAAAGAUAAAAGUUAAACGGCGGGAAAAAUGGUGAAGGAAACUGGGUUCUAUGAUAUUCUGGAAGUGAAGCCCGAUGCCACACCUGAGGAACUGAAGAAAGCUUACAGGAGGCUAGCGCUGAAGUACCAUCCCGACAAGAAUCCACGGGACGGGGGGGAGAGGUUCAAGGCUAUCUCGCAAGCCUACGAUGUGCUGUCGGAUGAGGAGAAGCGCAAGGUGUACGACGAGGGCGGUGAGGAGGCGAUAAAGCACGGCGGACUCGACGACGGGGACUUGAGCAACUCGAUGGACCUCUUUGAGAAGUUCUUCAGUGGUACUUUCGGCGGUGGCAGCGGUGCUGCUGGCGGUGGCGGUGGCGGUGGCAGUUGUCGACGCGAGAAGCAGUGCAAGAACCUGAUCCACCAACUGGCGGUCCAGCUGGACGAGAUGUACAACGGCGCCAAUCGCAAGCUGCGGCUUCAGAGGCAGGUUAUUUGCAGGAAGUGCGAGGGCCGGGGCGGCAAGAAGGGCAGCAUUUCGAAGUGCAGGCAGUGCCUAGGGAAGGGCGUGGAGAACCGUGAGCUGAAGAUCGCCCCCGGGAUGGUGCAGAACAUCGAGCAGGUGUGCCGCAAGUGUGCGGGCACCGGCGAGAUCAUAUCGGCGAAGGGCCGCUGCAAGAACUGCCAAGGCAGGAAAACGGUGCGGGAGCGCAAGGUCGUCGAAAUCAAGAUCGAGAAGGGUAUGCGGGACGGACACAAGAUUGUGUUCAAGGGCGAGGGUGACCAGGCGCCGGAUAGUCGGCCCGGCGACAUCGUUAUUCUCCUGGACGAGAAGGAGCAUUCGGAUUUCGCGCGUUCCGGCCACGACCUUGUGAUGAUGAGGUCCUUGCAGCUGGUCGAAGCCCUGUGCGGCUUCCACCAGAUUAUCAAGACCCUGGACAAGCGCAAUCUGCUCGUGUCCACAGAGCCUGGCCAGGUUAUUGGCCACGAGGUGCUAAAGUCCAUUGCCGGCGAGGGCAUGCCCAUUUACAACAACCCCGUGGAGAGGGGGCUGCUGAUCAUUCAGUUCAUUGUCGACCUCCCCGACUCGAUCAGUCCCUCAGUGGUGCCCAUCCUGCAAAGUUGCCUGCCGCCGGCUCCCCAGGUUGACAUUCCAAACGAAGCAAAGCGCACUGUCUUGAUGAACCAUAAUCCCAAUGCACGUCGUCACCAACACCGCCGCAUGUCCGUUGAUGAGGAGGAUGCCUCCCAGCAGUGCGUAUCGAGCUAAGCGCCUCGCCGGGUGCUGGAUUCCACUCCCCCAAACACUCAGCUCGGAACCCAGCUCCCGAAACACUCUAAGCUCUGCUUUCAUGGCCCAAGAUCUUCCAAAUAUCCUAAAGCACCCAACUAAUCGAAUCGAAAUCAAUGGAAACUUAUCACUUCUACUCAUGUUAUAUGUUAUAUAUACUUGUUAUGUCGAAUUGGAUUCAAACCAACAUUGAAACUUAAACCGCAAACUAGCCGCCUUACAAACCUCGUAGCAUAAAUAA